GGGUAACCUCACCUUUCGGUGUUCAUAUUCGUCUAGAUUGCUAUAAAUGAGACUCUGGGCCUCGCCUCUUUUCUCUGCAUUUGAUCAUCUAUCUCAUCAAGAGGCUCUCAAGGCUCUUUUUUCUUCUCUAGAGAUGCAGAUCUUCGUUAAAACUCUGACUGGCAAGACCAUCACCCUUGAGGUGGAAUCUUCUGACACCAUCGACAAUGUAAAAGCCAAGAUCCAGGACAAGGAAGGGAUCCCUCCGGACCAGCAAAGGUUGAUCUUUGCCGGGAAGCAGCUCGAGGACGGUCGCACCCUUGCGGACUACAACAUUCAGAAAGAGUCUACGCUCCACCUUGUGCUCCGUCUCCGUGGUGGCAUGCAGAUCUUCGUUAAAACCCUGACCGGCAAGACUAUCACACUUGAGGUCGAAUCGUCUGAUACCAUUGAUAAUGUCAAAGCCAAGAUCCAGGACAAGGAGGGCAUCCCGCCGGACCAGCAAAGGUUGAUUUUUGCUGGCAAGCAGCUUGAAGAUGGCCGCACGUUGGCCGACUACAAUAUCCAGAAGGAGUCUACCCUUCACCUCGUGCUCCGCCUUCGUGGUGGUAUGCAGAUCUUCGUUAAAACCUUGACUGGCAAGACCAUCACCCUUGAGGUUGAGAGCUCCGACACUAUUGACAAUGUCAAGGCCAAGAUUCAGGACAAAGAGGGCAUCCCCCCAGACCAGCAAAGGUUGAUUUUUGCCGGCAAGCAGCUGGAGGACGGCCGCACCCUAGCAGAUUACAAUAUUCAGAAGGAGUCCACCCUCCACCUUGUGCUCCGCCUGCGAGGAGGCAUGCAGAUCUUUGUCAAGACCUUGACGGGUAAGACCAUCACCCUCGAGGUGGAGAGCUCAGACACCAUUGACAACGUGAAGGCCAAGAUCCAGGAUAAGGAGGGCAUCCCCCCAGAUCAGCAAAGGCUCAUCUUUGCCGGCAAGCAGCUGGAAGACGGCCGCACCUUGGCUGAUUACAACAUUCAGAAGGAGUCUACCCUUCACUUGGUGCUGAGGCUGAGGGGAGGAAUGCAAAUAUUCGUCAAGACCCUCACUGGUAAAACCAUCACUCUGGAGGUUGAGAGCUCGGACACGAUUGACAAUGUGAAGGCGAAAAUACAGGACAAGGAGGGGAUCCCACCGGAUCAACAGAGGCUCAUCUUCGCAGGGAAGCAGCUCGAGGACGGCCGCACCCUGGCGGACUAUAACAUUCAAAAGGAGUCCACCCUUCACCUGGUGCUCCGCCUUCGUGGUGGCCACUGAACUUCCGCCAUCCUUUCCACUAUUUUCGGGGUCUUUUAUCUAGCUUCAUAUGAUCAAUGCCUAUUUAGUAGUCCGUCUGUGGGUCGAGUCUGUUAAUGUUGGUGUUAUGGUUUGUGUUUGUGCUCCGUUCCUUCGUGGUAUCGUCGGUUGUUAAACAACGUGUUUCUGGUUCUAGUUUAAAAACUUAGUGCGACGCAACUAUGCGAAUGCACACCGUAAUAAACUGUUCGGCUGGUGUUUGUGUUCUUCA
This is a messenger RNA of Zingiber officinale, 1529 nucleotides long. RefSeq names its product polyubiquitin-like. The coding region runs from base 47 to 1279 and encodes 410 amino acids. The record is from RefSeq and is a predicted model, not a curated record. The transcript is spliced from 2 exons. Gene Ontology annotation, cellular component: cytoplasm; nucleus. Gene Ontology annotation, biological process: modification-dependent protein catabolic process; protein ubiquitination. Lineage: Eukaryota; Viridiplantae; Streptophyta; Magnoliopsida; Zingiberales; Zingiberaceae. Gene Ontology annotation, molecular function: protein tag activity; ubiquitin protein ligase binding.